Messenger RNA from Drosophila rhopaloa, 2596 nucleotides. RefSeq lists its product as uncharacterized. NCBI's taxonomy places the organism in Eukaryota, Metazoa, Arthropoda, Insecta, Diptera, Drosophilidae. The transcript has 4 exons. The coding region runs from base 411 to 2153 and encodes 580 amino acids. The record is from RefSeq and is a predicted model, not a curated record. Gene Ontology annotation, biological process: negative regulation of cell migration.
CUUAAUUCGCCUUUGUGUUUCUCGCGUGCAGACGUGAUUCGUCGUUCUCCGCCGAUUUUCUGUAAAUUUUAAACAUAAUAAAGUGCUUAAAUAAGUCUAAACGAAAGUGUGUGUUUAUUAAAGCACAAAUGCAGUCAACUACAGUGAAGCCCGGGCAAUGGAUGUUGGCAAUGCAUGCGCUCAGAACGAAAACGAAUAGAAUGUCCGCGCACAAAUAACACUAGCACAAUCACAGUGAACACUGCCGCAGCACACAGCCAAACACAAACACUCAAACAAACAAACUUUACCCGCUCAAAACAGUUGAAAAAACGUUCAAAAAUCAAACAAUCAAAACACUAAGCAUUAAAAAGUCUCCGUAGAACUUGUGUAGUUUCCACCAGAAAUCCAACAACCCAAAAUAAAACAACAUGUUUAAUUUUCAUAAGCCGCGCGUUUAUCGCUCCGCAGAUGGAUGCUGCAUUUGCCGGGCUAAAUCGAGCAGUUCCCGAUUUACGGCCUCCCGGAAAUAUGAGAAGGAGUCGAUGCAGUGCUUCAAUCUCCACGAGCCACGAAACGGCGAGAUCUGCAACGCCUGCGUCCUUUUGGUCAAGCGGUACAAGCGACUUCCCGUCGGAAGCAAGCGCCACUGGGGUCAUGUGGUUGAUGCCCGUGCUGGACCCGGAACCAAAUCCCUGGCGAAACAGAAGAAGCGUGACAACGCAGAGGCGGAGGGCAAGGCCAGCGGCAACUCAUCAUUUUUGCCCGAAAAGUUUGCCAAGAUCUUUAAGAAAAAUCGCAAAGGCAAGAUCACAGCGGCAGCGGCGACACAAUCAGUAGCAGCUACAUCCGUUUCCAGUACUAAUCGUCCCAGCAGCACUUCACCUACCUCCGAGCAUCAGCCCAGCGAUUCAAACGAGAGCUACGAUGAUGAACAUAUGUCAGGAUCCUUUGGAGCUUCUGGAGCUCCCUAUCAAACACGCAAGCGGACUGCGGCCGCAGCAUUGGCCAUUUCUGGCACCCCGGAGGUCAGCAAAAGACCCAAGCUGACUGGGAGCAAGCGACGUCGCCAAUUGCCACCGCAAAAACAUCGGCGGGCCGUCGAUAAUGUGCCCUUUUUCGAGGACAGCGAUCUCUUACGCCUGGAGGUCUGUUGCGGUGUUGUCUUCCAAAGUUUAUCCCUCGGCAGCUGCUGCUACAUAAUAGAUCCAGAGCUGUACAAACCCUGCGAGAAGCACCAGCGUCUGCGGCACCAGCAGUUUCAGCUCCAGCAGCAGCAGAACAAUCAAGAGCAGCAAAUGGAGGCCAUGCCCAUUUCUAUACCACCGCCAACGACUCAAGUUCAAAGCCAGGGACCAAAGAUUGGGCCCUUCAAGAAGCACCAUUUGUACUUCAAGCGACAAUCGGAGUUAUUUCCGCAGGGUGAUAUCCAUAGAAUAAGUCCAAUUCCAUUGAGCAAGACUGAAACGAACAGCCAGCAGCAGCCACAUUCCAAUCUGUCGCUGAUCCUCAAGUCCAAUCCUAUUGCCCAAUCGCAAUCCCAAGUGGUUUCCGUGGGCGCCGCUUCACCCUCGUCACUGUCCUCCUCAUCCAACUGCUCCACUUCAUCCUCAGUGGCCACCAAGUUCAACGACAACUCAUCGGAUUCGGGGUUCGAUGAGCAUGUGCUGGAGCGCAAGUCUGUUAGUCCACCAACGCAGGAUGAGUGGAAACUGCGUGGAGCAACUGGGGGCAUGCAGCUGAUCCUGGCCAGCGGGCUGCCACUGGCUGGUCAACCGCAAAAUCUGGUGCUAGCGGGGAACGAGUUUACGGCACGGAUUGUGCAGCAAAGGGAAUCUGGUGGGGCACCUCUCAAAAUCAACGUACUAGGCGGAUCUCAGGGAAAUGGCAAUAAAUUGCGUGCAAUAUUCAAUAGCGCCAGCAGCAUUCAGCAUGAGAACGGAGUGACCACCAUUUUGCCAGCCUCCUCACUGGCGGCCACCAACCAAACGGCUGCCAUGAAUGCCAUUGCGCCCAGCACGGUGACCAUAACGCCAUCAACCGUGGGCAAGAAGGUGACGGCGGUGCCAAAUCCCAAGUUCAUACUGGUGAAGCCCGCCAAAUUCGUGGGCCAAACGGCGUCGACGACGACGGAGCCACCUGUUCCUCCUCCUCCAGAAGCCAAAAUCUUAUAAGCGAAACGAAAAAGAAAGAGAGAGAUAGAUAGGAGAUGCCAAGCGUCUCGCAGGGAUUUCCCAAGACCCUGUUACAAUUGUUAUACACCCAAGCUCCCUUUAAUUUUUUUGUAUUCAUCAUUUUUUAUCUCAAAGUUUAUAUUUAAUCUAAGAUGUGCCCCAAGGCAGUGAAUUUUGUAUAUAUACAACGCAAAUUACUUGUAUCCAUCUCCCCACCCCCUACAAACAUUAUUUUGUAGAAUACUCAGCCGAAGCAGCAGCUCCCAUAUCAUUAUAGAGUAAUAUUUAACAUUUCGUAAAAAACACCUUAUAUCUUAGAAGUUAGUUUAUGUACAUACGAUUUAAGCCAGCCUAAUGACUUGUUUUUGUCUAGUUGCCCAACUUAGUCAUCGUCUGCAAUCCUUACAUUACCAUGUUAAGCUGAAUAAAACGGAUAAUCGAAA